Rosa chinensis is the source of this 1553-nucleotide messenger RNA. RefSeq names its product putative RING-H2 finger protein ATL71. The record is from RefSeq and is a predicted model, not a curated record. The coding region runs from base 1039 to 1509 and encodes 156 amino acids. The transcript has a single exon. NCBI's taxonomy places the organism in Eukaryota, Viridiplantae, Streptophyta, Magnoliopsida, Rosales, Rosaceae.
AACGUGAAUGGUAUCUAUUAAGAACAUGAUCCUUAUUCUAGUUCAUCUGAAAAUAUAUAUAUAUCGGCCGAUCAUUUUGUAUCUGUCAACUGUCCAUUGGUUAGAAUAAAGCUUUAAAAUGUGUACUCUAGAAACGAUAAUAACACAAUGAACGUGAAUGGUAUGGUGGAGAGAAAUGUUAGACAGUAAUGUCGGCUGCGGAUAUAAUCGUUGCUAUGAAGAACGAUGACACUAGUGACAGAGCAUAUUGGUUACGACCCUCCCUAGAACGAAGUGAAAGCUGAUCUCUGGGACUGUCCCUGUAUUUUCAUCGGGGACUUUUAACCAGCUUUAGAUGGUAAUCGGAAAAGAGCUGAAGUCUGGGAGGGUCCGUCGGCUGCCUUAUAUGCUCAUCUCUCAAUGCAAGGAACUGGUAGGGAUUCAUGUUUUCUUCAUGCAUAUUGAUGGGGAAUGUUUUUCCCAAUUUAUCCUCUUGGGAGACUAAGAGGUUUGUUAGGUACUCGGAUUUAAAUCAAGUGUAGGGUGAGAUGAGCAGACGGUAUAUAGUGAUAUCUAGUGGCCUCAUCCUAUGGGACUUUAGAAGUAACAUAUCCUUGCUCCCAGUUUGCCAUUCCUUGAAUGCAACUCUAAUUUGUUUGAUAAAGACAAACCGAAGAAUCAAGCUAUCAAUAUAAGCUAUACGCAUGCACUAUCAGUCAAUUUUAGGAUCCAAGUGGCUGUUAGUUCUCGCCAAGGAUAAGAUCCAAAUCUAGGUAGCUGCACCCCAACGUUACCUGAUUCCUUAAUUCCUUCAUUCGACCCUGCUACAAAUUCAAUCUCUUCAGGUCUACGUUGACCGAUUUGCUGAUCGAAAUUGACCAUUUUAGUUUUUAUGAUCUCUGCUAUGUCAUUAUCCCAUCCAUGAUUAUCCCAUUCCUCAGCCUUUUGCCUUGUUUCUAACUCAUAUAUACACUUUCUUAUGUCUGCUUUUUCUGAUCUUGGCUCCUCUCAAUCUAGUUUCUUUACACCACAAUCCAUACUUGACAUAUAUUCUCAAACAUGAGCAUUAUAAGUGGAUUAGCUUAUGUUCUUGUGAUACUAAUUAUACUUCUCUCCCUUGCUUCCUACUUCUGCUCUAAACGCGCACACUUAUCCGCAGACACAUUUGAUCAUUCCUCCUCAUCUAUAGCCGGGGACCAAACCAGCAGUAGUGUACAAGCAGGAGGAGCUGGACUUGAUGAAGCCACUAUAACUAGUUACCCAAAGCUUGCUUAUUCCAAAGUAAAGCUCCAAUAUGGAAACUCAACAGCUUGUUGCUGCUCUAUUUGUUUGGCUGAUUACAAGGAAACCGAUAUGCUCUUGGUGUUGCCUCAUUGCGGUCAUCUCUUCCAUGUCAAGUGUGUGUAUCCAUGGCUUCGGCUUCACGCUACGUGCCCAAUAUGCAGGAACUCGCCUUCUCCACCUUCUCUUUGUAUUUCUUGUAGUCAAAUAACCCCCUUGCCUAACGCUCCAGGAGUAAUUAGCACAUAGAUAUGUAAAACUUUGUAUAGAACUUUUGCACAGAGGAUUCUCUG